AUGGGUAGCUCAGAAAAACUUCAUGUUGGUAUUCUCUCAAGUCCAGGCUUAGGGCACAUCAUCCCCGUCCUUGUCCUCGGCAGCCACCUCGCCACCCACCAUAAUGUCUCAGUCACCAUAUUCGUCAUCACCUCCGGCAGCUCUCUGGCGGAAAAAGAGCUACUCAAAUCUGCCAAUAAAUCAAAGUUGAUUGAUAUAGUUGAAAUACCAGCGGUAGAUAUCUCGAACCUUAUUGAUGCUAAUACCAAAAUGGUCACCCAACUUUGUGUACUUGUGCGUGAAAGUUUACCUGUUGUUAAAUCUGUAAUAUUUGCAAAGAAGCAUAUUCUGGACGCUCUCAUCGUUGAUCUUUUUUGCACUGAAGCCUUGCCAAUAGCCAAAGAAUUUUGGUUACCAAACUAUGUUUAUGUUCCAUGUAAUGCGUGGUUUACAGCUUUGACUGUAUACUGUCAAGUUCUUGACAAAGAAAUUGAGGGUCAAUAUGUUGAUCAGGACGAACCGUUGAAAAUUCCGGGUUGCAAACCGGUUAGACCGGAAGAUGUGGUGGAUCCAAUGCUGGACCGGAAUGAUCAGCAGUAUAGUGAGUACAUGAGAGUUCUAGGGCUUGGAUUCUGUUUAUCGGAUGGGAUAUUAAUGAACACGUGGGAAGAUGCUGAGCCCGGUUCACUCAAAGCGCUAAGAGAAAAUGAAACAUUGAAAUCAAUCGUGAAGUCAACGGUUUAUCCAAUUGGACCGUUAUGCAGACGUGACGAACAAAUCAUAGAUGGGAGUGAUAAUAGGAAUUUUGUCCUUAAAUGGUUGGAUGAACAAACUCAAGAGUCAGUUUUGUAUGUGUCUUUUGGGAGUGGUGGAACCCUUUCAUCCAAACAGUUAACUGAGCUAGCUUUUGGGCUGGAGUUAAGUCAACAGAAGUUUGUUUGGAUAGUGAGGCCACCGUCCGAGGUUGGUGCAGACAAGUCAUUUUUCACAACGGGGAAAGAGGGCGACGACACACCGCAAUACUUGCCUGAAGGUUUUCUAACACGAACACAAGAUUUUGGGUUGGUGGUCCAGAUGUGGGCUGAUCAAGUUAGAAUUUUGAGUCACCCAUCGGUCGGUGGAUUUUUGUCGCACUGUGGAUGGAAUUCGAACAUUGAGAGUAUAACGAAUGGUGUGCCAAUGAUUGCAUGGCCGCUAUACGCUGAACAAAGACAAAACGCCACUAUACUUACGGAGGGACUUGGGGUGGCUGUUCGACCAAAGGUAUUGCCAACGAAGAAAGUGGUGGAAAGGGAGGAAAUAAAGAAACUAGUGAGAACGGUAAUGCAAUAUAGAGAAGGAAAAGAAUUGAGGGAAAAUGUGAAGAAACUGAAGAUGAGUGCUGAAAAAGCACUAAGUGUAGGAGGCUCCUCUCAUAAUUCAAUGUGUGAAGCGAUCAAAGAUAUUGAGAAGAGAAUCCAUUGUUACAAGAAAAGCACGUCUGAGGAAACUGUCCAAAAAGCAAAUGGUAAAGGCCAUAUAUAA
Nicotiana attenuata is the source of this 1503-nucleotide messenger RNA. RefSeq names its product anthocyanidin 3-O-glucosyltransferase 5-like. Gene Ontology annotation, molecular function: UDP-glycosyltransferase activity. Lineage: Eukaryota; Viridiplantae; Streptophyta; Magnoliopsida; Solanales; Solanaceae. The coding region runs from base 1 to 1503 and encodes 500 amino acids. The transcript has a single exon. The record is from RefSeq and is a predicted model, not a curated record.